GGCGGCCUUUUCCCGCGCAGGCGCACAGGGCGCUCGGCGCUGUGAGGAGGAGGAGGCGGCGGCGGCGGCGGCCAUGGCGCUGAACAGGAACCACUCGGAGGGCGGCGGCGUCAUCGUUAACAACAGCGAGAAUGUUUUGAUGACCUAUGAUCACAUAGAAAUUACCUUCAGUGAUAUCGAACCUAUGCCAGAUGCCUUCAAAGGGACCAAGAAAGGGAGUGUUUUCUUGACUCCUUACCGAGUUAUCUUUGUAUCGAAGGGAAAGGAUGCUAUGCAAUCUUUCAUGAUGCCCUUUUAUUUGUUGAAAGAUUGCGAGAUUAAGCAGCCUGUCUUUGGAGCAAAUUAUAUCAAGGGGACAGUGAAAGCAGAGGCAGGAGGUGGUUGGGAAGGAUCUGCCACGUUCAAGAUGACCUUUUCAGCUGGGGGUGCUAUCGAGUUUGGGCAGCGUAUGCUGCAGGUGGCAUCACAAGUUUCCAGAGGUGAAGUACCCAAUGGAGCUUAUGGCUAUUCCUAUAUGCCAAAUGGAUCCUAUGCAUUCGCACCAGCUGCAGCUAACGGGGUCUAUCCAUACCCACCACCUCCUCCUGAGUUUUAUCCUGGCCCUCCUGUGGUGGAUGGAGACAUGGGUUACAUGCAGCUUCCACCCCCGCCGUACCCAGGGCCCAUGGAACCCCCUGUCAGCGGUCCAGACCUGCCUCCCACUUCUGCAGCUGAAGCGAAGGCUGCCGAAGCCGCUGCCAGUGCUUACUACAGCCCAGUCAACCCACAUAACGUCUAUACACCCACGGACCAGCCACCCCCUCCUCCUUACUUCCCACCAGAGGACAAGAAAAACCAAUAAGCUAACACAGAACUUCUCCACAACUCAUUGCUUUCUUACUUCCCAUUUUGGCAGAAUCUUGGGGCAUGGUCCAUAGCACGGAGGAGUAGAACCUUCCCCCAGGGCAUGUAGUUUUCAUGGACUCUAGUGGUAAAUGUGCAGAGCAAGGGGAGAGAUUUCAGCAGCCUGGGUUACCUCGCAGAGCUCUGAGGGUUUCCUGCCCUGCUGCAGUAUUCCCUUCUUCCUGUGCACGGCAUCACUUGAACUGGAGGUUCUCUUCAUCUGUGAUUGUUUCCUUUGUCUGUUUCUUUUGACACUUUAAUUAUACCUCUUUAGAGUAAGCAGCUGCUCCAAACUGAUAAUUAACAUGCUCAUAACAUGGGAACAAGGCUCUUGGAGGGGUGGGGGAUGUCUUGUACUUAGUGUGCAGCCAAGAGCGUCUCUGGGUAUUCCACUCAACCCAGACUAUCACAUCCAACUUGUCCCUCUCCUACCAAGAAAGGGCUUCAAAAGGGAAGCUGUGGGAUCCCAAAGGAAAUAGAUACCGAUUACAUUUUUCAGAUAUCUAUUAAACUUCCUUGGUUUUCUUAGCUUAAGUCAUCCCUGACAAUGGUAGCAAAUAAUCUGGUAGCCCUCCAAAUUUUCGUGCUGUGAUGAUGCAGAUAAGCUUCCCUUCUUAAGAAAACACACUACUACUCGUUACAGGGUUGAUUAGUAGCAUCUAACUAGUUAUAGAUCAUAUGGGAACACUAAUUUUCUGUUGGUCUUUCUUUUUUUCCGGUUAGAUAUGUGGGCUUGAGAUCACUAAGUCCUGAAUAUUCUCUUUAUAGUCUACAAUGCACUUUUAUUUUCUUCGCUGUAACACAAAUUACACUUUUUGGCCAGUGAAGCAUCUUACUGCUGUGAUUUAACUGGUGAAUUAAUAGCUAAUAGGGAGAAAAGAGUUGCUUCUGCCCUGGAAGCACUUGAGAGAAUAUGCAAAAUGUUGAAAUAAGCUGUUAGGUACAACUGAGCUGCUCAUUGGAAUGUUGUUUAAUGCUGUUAAGUGUUCCUGGAUCCGCUGUGAAUUUACUUCCCAGUAACUUGAAUGUGGGUUCCUUGGACUGAGGAUUCAAGCGUUUUCCUUCUGUAGCAUUGAUUCAUUGAUCUCAUUAGCAAUGACUCUAGUGUGCAGAACCUCUGCGGGACUGAUCAGAAUCCAGGUUGUAAAACUUAGUGCCGUGCAAACCUUUGCACAGAUUGGACUUUGCUGAUGUCUGACAGCUGUGAGAGUGAAAACCCUUCCCAGCAAGUGUGAAGAAAGGUCGUGUGCUAGGAAACUGCCGAGACUUGCUGCAUGCAGCCUGCUUGGAGAGAAAAAUGGUCCACCUCUUGUUUUCUUUUUUUUGUCUAGCUAAUUAAUCUAAUUGCUACUGUCUGUGCACUGACUUUUCUAGAAUUGCUACUGCAGUGAUGUAAAGAAAUGGUUAUUUUAAAAAAUAUAUUUAUUUUGAAAAUGUUUGAUUAAUAUAUUAAUGUGAAAUGACUUUUGAAUGCAGAUUUGUUUUGCCAAGACUGUGAAGUAAAAAAAAAUCAGCUCAAAA
Molecule: messenger RNA, 2403 nt
Organism: Falco peregrinus (peregrine falcon)
Lineage: Eukaryota; Metazoa; Chordata; Aves; Falconiformes; Falconidae
Gene: WBP2
Product: WW domain binding protein 2
Exons: 8
Coding region: 74-841 (255 amino acids)
Biological process (GO): positive regulation of DNA-templated transcription
Cellular component (GO): nucleus
Molecular function (GO): transcription coactivator activity; chromatin DNA binding
Source: RefSeq, a predicted model, not a curated record